This is a messenger RNA of Ichthyophthirius multifiliis, 816 nucleotides long. RefSeq names its product mitochondrial carrier protein, putative. Gene Ontology annotation, molecular function: oxoglutarate:malate antiporter activity. The transcript is spliced from 5 exons. The record is from RefSeq and is a predicted model, not a curated record. Gene Ontology annotation, biological process: transmembrane transport. NCBI's taxonomy places the organism in Eukaryota, Ciliophora, Oligohymenophorea, Hymenostomatida.
AUGUUAAGUUUUUCAAUGCCAUUUAUUAUUGGUGGCCUUUCAGGUUGUAUUGCAACAACUAUACUUUAACCAAUAGAUACAGUAAAAGUGAGAAUUCAGAUAAUUUCGGAAGAAAUAUCUGCAGGAUUAAGCAAAGACUCAUUAAAAGCAAAAGAUAUAGCAUUAAAUAUUAUAAAAAAGAAGGAAUACAUGGUUUUUACAAAGGAAAAUUUAAGAUAUAUAGAAAAAUUUAUUGUUCAUUAAUUGCAGGAUUUUCAGGUGCUUUAAUUGGUAAUCCUGCAGAUUUAGCAUUAGUACGCUUUCAAGGAGAUACGUUGCUACCUAUUUAAUAAAGGAGAAAUUUAUAAGAACGUUUUCGAUGCCUUAAAAAGAAUUGUUAAAGACGAAGGAUUGCUUGGAUUAUGGAAAGGAUGUACUCCUACUGUCAUAAGAUCUGUUGUUUUAAAUUUAGGAAUGUUGUCUACAUUUGAUGAAGUAAAAGAAAGAUUAAAUUAAUAUAAUUAAGUACACGAUACCAUUCAAAUAAAAAUUAUGUUUUUUUCAUCUACAAUUGCAGGAAUUAUAGCAUCUAUCAUGUCUUUACCUUUUGAUAAUAUCAAAACGAAACUUUAAAGGUAAUAAGUUGAUGCUUAAGGAAAUUAUUAAUAUAAAGGUUUUACUGAUUGUUUUAGUAUUACUGCUAGAAGAGAAGGAAUUAGGAACUUAUGGAUUGGUUUUCCUAUGUUUGCUUCUAGAACUGCUCCACAUAUUAUUAUAUCUUUGCUCAUUUAAGAUUAUCUUAAUAAUUCUUACAAAAAUCUUCAAAAUAAAUAAUGA